AUGUUUACUAAGGUAACGAAUUUGAAAUUAAUUAAUAUAAAGAAGAAUAUGUAAAUUAGAGAUGAAUUAGAAUAAUAGUUUAUAUCAAAAUUAACAAUUGAACGAUAGAAUUUAGAGGAUAGAUUGUAGAAAUAAAAUAUUUAGGAGAUAUAAUAAUUAUCUUAUCAAUUCUAAUAAACAUAACUAGAGUUAAAUCAGAAUAGAUCUAAAUAAUAGUGA
Molecule: messenger RNA, 219 nt
Organism: Paramecium sonneborni
Lineage: Eukaryota; Ciliophora; Oligohymenophorea; Peniculida; Parameciidae
Source: the annotation of a GenBank genome assembly